AUUUGCUGGGUUGGAUCAUGUGACCUGUUGACAUCCUGCUCAGUGUUGAGCUCACACUGAGUCUCUGCUGACAUCUGCUCUAGGAGGAGUUCUGUUCACAGAGACUAUGAUGGAGAAGCUGAUCAGAAUCAUGUUCCUUCAUAUCGUGAUGAUGAGAUCAUCUCCUGCUGAGGAACUGAAGAGGAACCUGACUGGAGUUGUUGGAGGAAGCAUCACUUUACCAGAUCUUCUCCUGGAGUUUGGUUUUUUUUUAGAUAAACUAAACACUGUUGCUAUGGUGAAAGAUGGAAAACUUGAGAUUCUAGAGGAAAAAUACAAGAACAAACUUCACUGGAACAAAGACUCUGGACUCUUUACUCUCACAGACCUCCAGAAGAACGACUCAGACAUUUAUAAAAUCGACUCUAAAAGAGGACUAAUUCUAACUUUCUCUUAUUCUGUCACAGUAUACGAUCCUGCUCCGACUCCUGCAGUAGAAACCCUGAAUGUGAGCUCUGACAGCUGCUGGUUGCUCUGCUCUGUGGACAAACUGACAGCUCUGCUGUGGUACAGAGACGAGGAGAUACAGAACCAGAACAGUUCUGCCUUGUCCUUACCCAUCACUGUCUACAAACAGGACAGAGACUCAUCUUAUAGAUGUGUAGCAGCCAACCCUGCAGAAAACAAGACUCUUCAUGUUAAUGUGACGACAUCCUGUGGGAUCAACAGCACAGAAGGUCCUGAUAAUCACAGAAUUUAUUGGAUCGCAGCUGGUGUCUCACUCUUCUUUGUUGCAUUUGUUGCUGCUGGAUCCUGGAUGAUCAAGCAGAGAUAUCUGGGCAAAAAAGCAUCAGUCAGACAAACACAAGGCAGGUAUUUGCUAAUUUUAUUCUUUCUCUCAGAUUCAUUUAUUAAUUUAAUGUUUAUAGAUGUAAAGAUCUGAGUCAGUUUGGGAAAUAUUCUGCAGGACUAAUCUUUUGCUUCAGACAGAUGUAAUGUUUGGUAUCAGCAUGUAAAAAACAUGUUAUUCUCA
This is a messenger RNA of Girardinichthys multiradiatus, 1012 nucleotides long. Its product is annotated as CD48 antigen-like. The record is from RefSeq and is a predicted model, not a curated record. The coding region runs from base 107 to 922 and encodes 271 amino acids. The transcript is spliced from 4 exons. NCBI's taxonomy places the organism in Eukaryota, Metazoa, Chordata, Actinopteri, Cyprinodontiformes, Goodeidae.